This is a messenger RNA of Aspergillus novofumigatus IBT 16806, 714 nucleotides long. RefSeq lists its product as uncharacterized. The coding region runs from base 1 to 714 and encodes 237 amino acids. The record is from RefSeq and is a predicted model, not a curated record. The transcript has 8 exons. Lineage: Eukaryota; Fungi; Ascomycota; Eurotiomycetes; Eurotiales; Aspergillaceae.
AUGAAGACUUCUCUAAUUAUAUUUAGUACCCUCCUUAGCCUGACCUCUGCCCAGAAUGCCAUUAUAAAUAAUAACUAUAGCACUACUAUAUAUGUGUACGCCCCUAGCCCCCUAACCAUUAUUCCCUUAGGUGGAAUAUUCUUAGAGAAAUUCAGAGCCUCUGGAUUAACCAUUAAGAUUGCCAAGACUAAAAUACUGGAUAAGCCUCUCUUCUUUAGCUAUUCAUUCUCUUCUAACCCAGACUAUGUGUACUAUGAUAAUGAAUGGGGUAACCCCUUUAUAGUAAACCAUAAUAUGCUAAGCCCUGGAGAAGGCUGUAAGGAAGUUAACUGCGUGGCUAAUAAUACUGGCUGCUACAGUAUGCUAGCUUAUAAGAAGGUCUAUAGUUUAUCACUGUCCACCCAGAGCCUGGGUCGCGUAGUUAAAGAUUCCAUAACGGUAUCCCAUAAAGAAAAGAUAGUCGGUGGUAAGAGUAUAGGCGUCUCCCAGCUCGAUGAAUUGCGCUUCGUGGGAACCCACGGCGGCAGCAUCAAGACUGACCUACAGCCACACCUUUGUUCGGAUAAUCAGAGUUGUUGCUACAGUUGUGCGUGUGCUUGUCGUUCCUCUGUAUGUUCCCAUGGCAAGACCAUGGCACUUGCGUCCUUCAACGCUGCUAGUCCGGCAUGGUCGCCAUCCGCCAUAUUGCUGAAGUCGAUCUCCACUACUCCAUAG